AUGGCUUCCCACGAGCAAGAGGACACCAUGCCUGAGGAGACUCAAGGCUACAAGCUCUCCCAACCCAAGCAGAGUCUGGCCGAGUACCAGAAGAUGGGCAUGCGUCGCAUGAUGCAGCGGCGCAACCGUAACAACGCCCUCAUCAACCGGAACUCCAUUGAGCUACCCCCUGCCCCCCUCUCAACUCCCUCGGGAUCGCGCUCUCAAUCGUUUAAGAUGACGGAGGAGAGACACCUUCACCGAGCCAGAGCCCUCUCACGCCCUGUCCCCCCCAACCCUCCCAACUCCCCCCGGCUCCAAGAGAACGUCCUCACUCAAGACCCAAAUCUCAUCCGGGACUUUUAUACAUCUCCCCUUGUUGUUAGGGCUGCACAUGGCCUGACUGUUUUUGAGCCUCUGGAAGAAUAUGAGAGGAGAGAUGAGUUGCCAACUAACAGGGCCCCAGACGAGAACGAUGAGUCUCUUCAGCGAUACAAGGAGUCCCUCGGCCUUGGCGGCGGCAAGGACCUUUCUGACGCAUCCGACCCCCGCGUGUGCAUCAUCCUGUCUCUCACAAUGGAGUCUCCCGGCCGCGACCCCGUCACCAUCGACCUGGCUGCUCCCGGCUCUGAGGCCACCCUCAAGGACAAGCCCUUCAAGAUCAAGGAGGGUGCCAAAUUCACCAUGGUCGCCAAGUUCAAGGUUCAGCACGAGAUUCUCAGCGGUCUGCAGUACGUCCAGGUCGUCAAGCGGAAGGGAAUCAAGGUCAGCAAGGACUCUGAGAUGCUGGGCAGCUACGCUCCCAACACCGACAAGCAGACCACCUACACCAAGCGCUUCCAAGAGGAGGACGCGCCCUCCGGCAUGCUGGCCCGAGGUCACUACAACGCCAUCUCCAGCUUUGUUGACGACGACAAGAAGACUCAUUUGACCUUUGAGUGGGCUUUCGACAUCGCCAAGGACUGGUAG
This is a messenger RNA of Colletotrichum orchidophilum, 948 nucleotides long. RefSeq names its product RHO protein GDP dissociation inhibitor. Gene Ontology annotation, cellular component: cytosol; membrane; cytoplasm. Gene Ontology annotation, biological process: Rho protein signal transduction. Bases 1 to 948 code for a protein of 315 amino acids. The transcript has 4 exons. Gene Ontology annotation, molecular function: Rho GDP-dissociation inhibitor activity; protein binding. Lineage: Eukaryota; Fungi; Ascomycota; Sordariomycetes; Glomerellales; Glomerellaceae. The record is from RefSeq and is a predicted model, not a curated record.